UGUCCGGGAAUAGGCGCACGAGUUAACAGGCGGUCGGCUGCUUCUACUUUUCCUUCAACGCAAGUCUUCUUCCCUCUGUGCGCUUUGCGCCUGUUUCCAAAAACCUUCGACGCUGCUUCUUUCCUCGCUCGCGGUCGUGGCGACGCUGGCGAGCGGUUGGAACGAAAAAGGCGGGACUUUGAUGCGGGAGAGAGAGAGGUGAGGAAAUGGAGCGGCAAGAUGCUUCGGACAGUGGAGCCGACGGCACCAGGAGCAGCGAGAUUGGGGAGGAAAGAGGAGAGGGGGAUAGGGUGGCGGAAGGGGUUCUGUGCGUGAAAGUGAUGACGGACGAGCAGGUUGAGGUGCUCCGCCGUCAGAUCGCCGUCUACGCCACCAUCUGCGAGCAGCUCGUGGAGAUGCAUAGGGCCUUCGCCGCUGACCAGGACUCCCUCGCAGGAUUGAAGCUUGGAAGCGGCUACUGUGAAUCCAUGAUGGCAUCAGGAGGCCAUAAAAUGAUUCCAAGACAGCGGUGGUGUCCAACAACUAAGCAGCUACAGAUGCUCGAGAAUAUCUUUGAUCAAGGUAAUGGGACUCCAAGCAAGCAAAGGAUAAAAGAGAUCACUCUUGAACUGUCACUGCAUGGUCAGAUCUCCGAAAUGAAUGUCUAUAACUGGUUCCAAAACCGAAGGGCGCGAUCGAAGCGGAAGCAAACAGCACCAAGUAAUAACGAAUAUGAAGUUGACACAGAUUGUGAAUCCCCAAACUUCAAGAUAUUCAAGUCAGACGAACCCCCUCAUGAAGACCAGCUUGUCGGAACAGAUAAUUAUCCCAUCCACAAUGCCCAAGUAAGCAAUGCACUUCAUCCAUUAGGCCCAGAGUCAAAUCAAACUCUAGGAACACAUGGAUCAAAUGAGAGUUCAAAAUCUGGUGGAAUGUCCUACCAAAAUUUUUUAUCGAGCCAGAGGGUGGAUCAAUUGAUGGAAAAUAUGGACAUUCCAGGGAGUUUUAGCCCUUUCCAUCCAGGAAAAAGCUAUGGCAUGAUAGGUUGACAUACUGUUGUUUUGUUUGAGCUGAUUUAUCCUUUGAACAACUCUACAUUGUUCCCAUGAUGAAGUGCUUAUUGCAGGGUUUGUACUCACUAAAUUACUAUCUGAAAUUAUUCAAGCAGGUUUCUGGUGUACUUUUGAAUGAAACAUCCACCUGAUCAGAUGCAAACAUUAGGCUCAGUUUCUUCCUUGCAUUUAAGCUGUUGUCUGUAGAUUUAUCUGUUUCCAUCUUUUGAGUGUCCUCUGUUCUCUGUUCAUUGUGAUGAGAGUUCAAUCGAAAGGAAGUAAAUCCAAAAUCCUGUACUUGAAAGUUGUAUUUGAUAAUAGUGAUCAGAAUUCCA
This is a messenger RNA of Musa acuminata subsp. malaccensis (wild Malaysian banana), 1366 nucleotides long. Its product is annotated as WUSCHEL-related homeobox 8. Gene Ontology annotation, molecular function: DNA binding; DNA-binding transcription factor activity. NCBI's taxonomy places the organism in Eukaryota, Viridiplantae, Streptophyta, Magnoliopsida, Zingiberales, Musaceae. The record is from RefSeq and is a predicted model, not a curated record.